Messenger RNA from Pisolithus orientalis, 1452 nucleotides. Its product is annotated as PAXNEB-domain-containing protein. The record is from RefSeq and is a predicted model, not a curated record. Gene Ontology annotation, cellular component: elongator holoenzyme complex; cytoplasm; transcription elongation factor complex. Gene Ontology annotation, biological process: tRNA wobble uridine modification. NCBI's taxonomy places the organism in Eukaryota, Fungi, Basidiomycota, Agaricomycetes, Boletales, Pisolithaceae. The coding region runs from base 1 to 1452 and encodes 483 amino acids. The transcript is spliced from 3 exons.
AUGGAUCUAGGAAAUUUGCGACAUUAUCAGAUGUCUUUCAAGCGACGCAUCCCCUCGAAUCAUGCUAAUUUCCCCCCUGGCACUCGAAUCUCUCCAUCGUCCCCAUCGACGGUAUUGAUUUCGACCGGAAUACCGUCCCUCGAUGAUGUUCUGGGCGGUGGUUUGCCCUUGUCGUGUUCGCUAGCUCUCCUAGCACCUGAUAAUCAUUCCGCGUAUGGUGAGCUGGUUCAAAAGUACUUUGUCUCCCAAGGCAUUGCAUGCGGUCAACAAGUGUGCAUAGUCGACGAUGAUGGUUUGCUUCUCGCAAGGGGGUGUAUGUGGACGUCUGUGGGAUCUUCGGCUUCAUCGCCUCCUGUUAAUCACGACGAAGAUGACGGAAAGUCUGCUCAGAGCGACGAACGGAUAAAGAUCGCAUGGCGGUAUGAAAAAAUGAAGAUGUUUCAGACCACUGUGCCCUCGUGUAACUUAUCGAAGGACGACUACUGUCACACAUUCGACCUUUCAUCCCGUAUACCUGAAUCAGUGGUACAGGAUGCCUGCGAUACUAAUCGUCUCGUCAUCCUGGGCGUACAUGCGGACCAUGAGGUCAAGGUGUCGAUGACGGGACUUCUCGGAAAAAUUCAAGACAAUCUGAGCAUUUCCUCGGAGACAGGACUUAUGCGAUUAUGUAUCCCUACCCUAGGUUCUGUGCAAUGGGGCGACGUAGAACCCGCGGAUGUUUUGUACUUCCUCUAUUCAUUACGCCGGCUUCUGCGCCAAUAUCCCCAUGCAUGUGCCAGUGUCGGUCUUGCACCGCACAUCUGCUCGGAAGCUUGGGGUGGGCAUGGCUGGAUUCACAAGGUUGGAUGGCUUACGGACGCAGCUAUCUCGAUGAGUGGUUUUGGUGGUUCGUGCAGGUCUGGUGGAGAUUGCGGACAUUGGAUUUACAGACAUCUUGCAGCCAAUCCAUCCCUUGUUGGGCUUUUCCCAUCCCACCAUGGUCUAGUCCAAAUUCACAAGUUGCCUGCGCCACAUACGAUCUUACCUGCCAGCGAUAAGUACUCGACAUUGCGAGGGUUGUCUUCCUCUGCAGGAGCAAAUGCUGGGAGUGGAGAAAAUAACCUUGCGUUCAGGUGCACGCGGAAACGACUUAUCCUCGAAACGAUUCACCUGGAUGUGGAGGGGGGGGUCACAGAGAGGCGUACCACCCUGUCUACCAAUACGACCAGUCUGGAUACGGGUCUUAUAAACGAAGUGAUUGAUGAACACACAAGCAACAAGGGUCGUUCACGCGCGGCACUGGAGGUGGAGUUCGAAAAGGCUGUUUCGGUGACAGCUGACCCACUGGGCUCUCAACCUCUGGCAUCGUCCCAAUCAGCAGCCCUUGAUGCUACGACUACUACCCCAAAGGUGAAAAAGCCCAAGAAGAAAGUUGCCUUUCACUCCGAUAGACCGGAUCUGUACGAUUUUUAG